UUGAUGCAGUGGCGUCUGAGUACUGGGCAUGCAAAGAAGGGGUUGGCCUGUUUGACAUGUCUUAUGUUACCAAGAUAGAACUAAAGUCUGCGGGUACGGAAGUUGUGGACUUUCUCCAGAAGAUGUGUUCCAAUGACAUAGACAAGCCAGUGGGUACGGUCAUCCAUACAGGGGUACACAACCACAAGGGGGGCUAUGAAAAUGACUGUAGUCUAGCCAGGGUAGCAGAAAAUUGCUAUAUGAUGAUAUCUCUAUCAACCACUCAGACACGUGCCUACAAUUGGUUGUCACAGCAUUUGCCUGCUAAUGGCUCAGUUAUCCUCAGUGAUGUCUCAUCCAUGUAUACAACACUCAAUGUGAUUGGUCCAAAAGCCAAAGACUUCCUGCAUGAGUUGGCAGAAAUACCUCUCCACAUAACAAAAUUCCCCUCCAUGACUGUCAAGACGAUGUACCUGGGCCAUGCCAGUGGUAUAAAAGCCAUGCGUCUUACCCACACUGGAGACGACGGCUGGAUGUUGUAUAUACCUUCAGAGUAUGCCCUCCAUGUGUAUGACACCCUGAUCAGCUCGGGACAUGACUACGGCCUGAAGAAUGUGGGCCUGAUGGCACACAGGAGUCUGAGGAUAGAGAAGUACCUGGCCUACUGGGGCAUUGACCUGGACUCCAACUCUACACCAUUAGAAUGUGGGAGAGAUUUCAGAGUGAAAAAGAAUAAGCCAUUUAUAGGGCAAGAAGCCCUGCUGAAGCAGAAGGAAGAGGGGAUCAAGAAGAGAUUUGUCCAACUCCUCGUUGAAGACCAUGACAACCAUAGUGACCCCUGGCCCUGGGGUGGAGAACCCAUAUAUAGAAAUGGGAAAUUUGCCGGCAUGACCACCUCGGCUGCCUAUGGGUUCUCCCUUGAAUCCCACAUCUGCCUGGGCUAUGUCCAGGAUUUCACAGACAACACAGGGAACAGGAAUAUUAUCAAUGAGAACUGGGUGAUGGACCCUAAUGCAAAGUAUGAGAUUGAUAUAGCCGGCAGACGGUUCCCUGUGAAAGUGGGCAUCUCAGCUCCCAAGUCCCCUUACAUGCCCACACAGCAUAACCUGGAUGAUCAUUAUCCCAUGUACGAGACACAAUAGGGAGAGGUUGUUCGUGUCUGUAAUUUUUUUAUAAGACUCACAAACAUCUUUACAUUUGUCAUGUUUUUCAAUUGAAUUAUUUUUGAAAAAAUUAUUGGUCACAGUUUUAAGCAUUUUGAAUUUAAUGUAAGUGAAAUUUUUAACUUUAAAAAACCUUGCAUCCUGAAAAUGAUUUUAUAGAAAAAUUCUAUUUGUGUUUGUGAUAAAAAAAGUUGUAAGGUAGAAUGCUAUCAGCAAAUCUAUAUUAGGAGUUGCAUUUCUCGUUGUAUUGUUUCUGGUAAGUUUUAUGAAAACGGUAGCCCCUGGGUCAGUUUCAACGAGUUCAGAUAAUGAGUAGGUGAUAAAUGAGGCAGUGUGUAGUAGAAGCUUUAUGUAGCCCUGUGUGUAGACGUACAUGGCCCUAUACCUAGUAGAUGGCUUAAGGUGGAAAUGGGCAUAAAAAUCAUUCUAUUUCUGCUGCUUUGUAAAUGAAAAUCAAAUUUCGCUGAAAAUAUAUUGGAAAUACAGGGUAUCAAAAAAAAAAAAAAUAAUAAAUAAAUAAAUAAAAACACAAACAAAUGUUUGCUCAAAACUAAAAUAACUCUGGUGAGAUCACCUAAUAUUACCAAAGAAAACUGUAGGCCAGAUGCUUUUAAUAAAAAUAUAAAAAUUAACCUUGCAAUAAAAGUGAACCAAAUUUUCUCCCCUUUUUGUGAGAUUACAUUUCCACACAAUGCUAAGGUACUUCCUAGUUAAAGCAGAAUGUUGCAGAUCUUGAAGGCUGCUGUAUGGUAGAGUUUUUAAGUGUCAAAGUUUUGUCACAGAGGAAGAUUUUAUACUUUAUAUAGUGGCCAAAGGAUGGUGCUGCAAGUUCUUUUAUAUUGUACUACAGGUGACUUGUUACCUGUGAAAUAAUUGUGUCACUUUCAAUGUUUUAACUUUUUAGCUUUAUUCUUUACAAUUAGCAGGACCUGCUCUGGGUUGUGAAAACCACUCGUACAUAUUGCGUUGGAGACAUUCAGGUCGAUCUAUUAAGUGAGCAUUAUUACGGCCGUUCUGUAUGGUAAAUAAUAGGAGGCAGCUCUCAGUAGUAUAUUCAGAUGCUUACACAUUUUGCUUUUUUUUUUUUAUUUGUUUCAUGUUGUUAUUGUUGUUAUUAUUGAUAAUGAGCUUUAUGAUUAUUUGCAUAUGAGGUAAUUGAAUACUGACACACAUUGCAAUAAAAAUUGGUUUGAAGUGUUGAAAAAAGUUUGUUUGAUAUAUAAAGUAAAAUUAUUAUUCAAUACCAAUAUGUGUAAUUAGUUAUAGCAAAAUACGCUUUUCUACAGUAACAGUAGGAUUGUGUUAGUUGGGAUUUAUCAAAUGUGCUCUGACAAUCCACACACUAUUAGGCAAACUAAAUGAAAAAGUGAUUAUUAAUUUAAUUUCAAUACUAAAUAAUACUGUGAAUGAACAGAGUAGGAAAUGAAUUAUUUGGUGUAUAUGUAUUACUAAUGUGGCAUCUACUAAAUGACUUGUUUGAAGAACAAAAGAAAACUAAUGAUUGUUGUAAAUAGAGUCAUCAAAAGCUUGUACAAUAGAAAUAGGUGGAAAUUUCAUUAGACCGCACGCAACAAAGGUUGUACUUUAAAUCAACCACUGUGUAAGUUGGUGACUUGAUGAAUGCCAAAAUGCAUAUCAUUGUAGUCAGAGUAAGAAAAUGAUUUUAUCAUACAAAGAGGGUCCUGUUCAUGAAUGCAAAUCAGUUUUAAUUAAAAGUAGACAAAAUAUCUACUAGGAGGCCUAUCAGUUUCAUGGCUUUACAAUUAUAGUAAUGCAGAAAGGAACCCUUGAAAAUUGUAAGUCAUUUGAGUAUUUACAGUAUUAGAAAGAUAAAAUCGUUCAAUACUCUACAUGGAUAAAAAUUAAUUUACAAUCAUAAAAAAAAUUCUUUUGGAUUGGAAUUUCUGAAUUCAAUUUCAUGCCAUAAGUAACUAUUAUAUACGUAUUCAAAUUUUGAAAAAAAUAUAU
This is a messenger RNA of Lingula anatina, 3110 nucleotides long. RefSeq names its product pyruvate dehydrogenase phosphatase regulatory subunit, mitochondrial. Gene Ontology annotation, cellular component: mitochondrion. Gene Ontology annotation, molecular function: protein binding. The record is from RefSeq and is a predicted model, not a curated record. Lineage: Eukaryota; Metazoa; Brachiopoda; Lingulata; Lingulida; Lingulidae.